Zingiber officinale is the source of this 1113-nucleotide messenger RNA. RefSeq names its product sirohydrochlorin ferrochelatase, chloroplastic-like. Gene Ontology annotation, molecular function: lyase activity. The coding region runs from base 213 to 971 and encodes 252 amino acids. The transcript has 8 exons. NCBI's taxonomy places the organism in Eukaryota, Viridiplantae, Streptophyta, Magnoliopsida, Zingiberales, Zingiberaceae. The record is from RefSeq and is a predicted model, not a curated record.
ACGUAUUUUAUUUUCUUUAUCGUAGAAAUCCCAUCUUCUCGCCUCCGCCCCCCUUACCGACCUCUUGUCAGUCUAUCAGCCGCUCCAUUAUCAUACAGAGUUUAAGGUUUAGGGUUAAGUAGGCCGCCCAUUCCUAAAUCAUUCAGGGUUCCUCAACUUCGCCGAGACUGAGGCAAGGUCGGUCAGAGGGGUUUUAUUUCGAUCUGGAGUGGAUGAUGCAAUCUGCUAAAACCCUAUCUCAAGCGCUGAUCACAAGAGGAACAAGUUCAAGAAGGGAACGUGUGAGGAUUCUUGAGAGUCAGGUUACUACCAAAUUCGUCAGCUUGCCAAGAACUAUGUCGAAAAGCUGUGCCCUCUCCACAAAAUUCGAUUUGAAUCACAGGAAUAAGGUAGCAGGAAGAGUGGAAUAUAUGCUUAGUGAAAAUGAUGCGGUAAUCAUUGUUGACCAUGGAUCCCGACGGCAAGAAUCUAAUGAUAUGCUAAAUGAGUUCGUUGCGAUGUUCAAAGCUAGAACAGGCUAUCAGAUAGUAGAGCCUGCUCAUAUGAAAAGAUUCAUUGAUGCCAAACUUUCUUCACUCUUGAUGCAAGAAAAGCAGGAAAUUGUUGACUCAUGUUGUUUCCACUUUACCAAACCAAUUCACUAUCUCUAUUUGCUCUCUGAAUUAGCUGAACCAUCAAUCAGUGAUGCAUUCAAAUUAUGUGUGCAAAAAGGAGCAACACGAGUUAUUGUUAGUCCUUUUUUCCUUUUCCCAGGACGGCACUGGCUUCAGGAUAUCCCAGCUUUAGUCACUGAUGCAUCCAAGUAUCAUUCUGGCAUAUCAUUUGUCAUAACUGCACCUCUUGGUCUACAUGAACUUAUGGUGGAUGUCAUGAACGAUCGGAUAAAAUACUGUCUGAGCCAUGUAGCUGGCGAUGCUGAUGAGUGCAGUGUGUGUGCUGGAACAGGAAAAUGCCGCUUGUACCAAACUUAACAUACAUUUCACAUCUGAAAACUAGAAAGAAGAUUUUUUUUUUUUUUGUUUUAAGAGAAAGUUGUAUUUGUCAUCGAUACCAUCAUAUUACUGUCAAACUAGAUGAUUGUUCACAUUUAGAAUGCUUGCUGUUUUUCAUUUA